Messenger RNA from Rangifer tarandus platyrhynchus (Svalbard reindeer), 627 nucleotides. The record is from the annotation of a GenBank genome assembly. NCBI's taxonomy places the organism in Eukaryota, Metazoa, Chordata, Mammalia, Artiodactyla, Cervidae.
AUGGCUCCCCUGGGUGAAGUUGGGAACUAUUUCGGCGUGCAGGAUGCGGUGCCGUUCGGGAACGGGCCGGUGUUGCCGGUGGACAGCCCGGUCUUGCUAAGUGACCACCUGGGUCAGUCCGAAGCAGGGGGGCUUCCCAGGGGACCCGCGGUCACGGACUUGGAUCAUUUAAAGGGGAUUCUCAGGAGGAGGCAGCUGUACUGCAGGACUGGAUUUCACUUAGAAAUCUUCCCCAACGGUACUAUCCAGGGAACCAGGAAGGACCACAGCCGGUUCGGGAUCCUGGAGUUCAUCAGUAUAGCCGUGGGUCUGGUCAGCAUCCGUGGCGUGGACAGUGGACUCUACCUCGGCAUGAAUGAGAAGGGGGAGCUGUAUGGAUCGGAAAAACUCACGCAAGAGUGUGUCUUCAGAGAACAGUUUGAAGAGAACUGGUACAACACGUACUCCUCCAACCUGUAUAAGCAUGUGGACACUGGACGGAGGUUCUACGUCGCGUUAAAUAAGGACGGGACCCCCCGGGAAGGAACCAGGACUAAGCGGCACCAGAAAUUCACCCAUUUUUUACCCAGACCCGUGGACCCCGACAAAGUACCCGAACUCUAUAAGGAUAUCCUAAGCCAAAGUUGA